This is a messenger RNA of Meloidogyne enterolobii, 804 nucleotides long. The record is from the annotation of a GenBank genome assembly. NCBI's taxonomy places the organism in Eukaryota, Metazoa, Nematoda, Chromadorea, Rhabditida, Meloidogynidae.
AUGUUCAUUAUAAAUUUUACAGACGCGGAUGUCUGUUACAACAGUACAUGUAUUAACAAUAUUUGUGUUGCCUUACCGAGCACCACAACACUAUCAGCAAGUGAAGCAGAGGUUUCUAAGACGGCUGAACUUGAAACAAAUAAAAUUACACUUCCUGGUAAAAUUGUGCAUGAUGACGUGAUUGUUGGAAAGGAUAAGAUUGCUUCAAAUUUGACGACGAAAAAGCCGAAAGUCGCUGAAACACUUGCUCCAACGAAUGAAUUUGCAACGUCUGAACUUUAUAAACUACCAAAAACAACGAUUGAUUCAGCUAAAGAAAAAAUUGUGAAAGAAGCUACAACUUUUGUAUCUAAUCAAGGAUCAAUUACAACAUCUAUGCCAACUAAAUCAGAGGAAUUCACAAAGUCUGACCCUAAUAAACUAAACAAUCCUUCAUUAAUAGAUGAUGGUAAAGUUACUAAAUCAACGGAAAAAAUUCCACAAGAACCCAAAAUUCCUUCAAAAUCUUUAUCAUACUUACCUACAACAACAAAAAUGCCAUCAAAAACAAAAAUUAAAAAACUAAAAAAACAUUCACUAAUUACAAAAAAACAAAAAAAGUCUCCAUCCAUAGCUAAUAAAAAAUCGCUUACAACUCCCAAACCAACCAUCCCAACAACUCCUCCUUUAGCUGACAAACCCCUCCAAAAUUCUGAAGAUGGUCCUUCCAACCUGAAAUUUAGUCUAAAUCUAAACAAUCAAAUGAAGGAUUUUUUGAUGAUUAUAAUUGGCCCUCAGAAGAGUGAAGUUAAUGGGAAAAAAUAA